This is a messenger RNA of Penicillium crustosum, 699 nucleotides long. Its product is annotated as bZIP transcription factor. The record is from RefSeq and is a predicted model, not a curated record. The transcript is spliced from 3 exons. NCBI's taxonomy places the organism in Eukaryota, Fungi, Ascomycota, Eurotiomycetes, Eurotiales, Aspergillaceae. Bases 1 to 699 code for a protein of 232 amino acids.
AUGGAUUCAACGAAAGACCAGAAGAAGAAUGUGGAGCGACUUGCACGUGUGCGUGAGAACCAACGCAAGAGUCGAGCUCGGAAACAGGAGUACGUGAAUGAGUUAGAGCAGCGCCUAGCGGUUGAAGCCGAAAAUCGGCAUUUGAAAGCCCUUCUGGGAUCACUGGGAGUCUCGAGUGCUUCUGUCCAGCAGUAUCUGCAGGAAGCGGAUACGGGAGCAAACACCAACCGGAAGGUUGCUAUCCCUGCCAUUCAGCGAGUAGAGGGAGAAAAUGCUCUGUCUCAACCACGCUGGGAUACUCGCAGAUCAAACUUGUCGAUGGCAGUACCUCGCGUCUACAAAAAAGAAUCAGAGACAACCGAUCUACCAAUGGCGGUCAAUAGUACAUGUGCCUCGACAGUGGUGCAACCAACAGAUCCGCCGUCAAAGCAAACCCAACAAGAAGAAGACCCGGCUUUGUGUGGAUGCCGAUCUGAUAGAUAUGAUCCGGAAAUGGUAUCUGAUGAAGAUGUGCUCAAUUCGACGCUGUGUGCCAUUGCAGAAGAAAUGAUCAACCAAUACAACACCAAAGGAAUUGAUGUGGAUGAGAUUCGUCGGAAAAUUUGGUCUGGGUUCCGAGCAGGUGCGAAUGGCACAGGCUGCAGAGUUCAAAAUCACAUUCUGUUUCAAGUGCUAGACGAUAUCAGCAGUGAUGUUUGA